This is a messenger RNA of Brassica oleracea var. oleracea, 1227 nucleotides long. Its product is annotated as F-box/kelch-repeat protein At3g27150-like. The record is from RefSeq and is a predicted model, not a curated record. The coding region runs from base 1 to 1227 and encodes 408 amino acids. The transcript has a single exon. Lineage: Eukaryota; Viridiplantae; Streptophyta; Magnoliopsida; Brassicales; Brassicaceae. Gene Ontology annotation, cellular component: cytosol. Gene Ontology annotation, molecular function: protein binding.
AUGUCAAUUUUAAGCCAAUCUAAACCAAUGAAAAAGGUUCCGAUCAUUGGCACUAUGCCUAUUAUCCUCGAUAUGAAUGUUGAUUCCUCUUCUGCGUCAGAAGGAGAGGAAAGUGGAGAAACAAAAGAAAUAGCUCAAAGCCUUGCAUGUUUAACAUCUCAAAAUGCAUACCAUGUUGCUCCUCAGCUUUUGUACGAGCUUCAGGUCGAGAUUUUUGCCCGUGUUCCAUGCCCUGAGUAUUGGAAACUACAAUUUCUCAACAAACAGUUUUCACAGUUGCUGAAAAGUAGUGAAAUUUUCCGAACGAGGCGAGAGCUCGGACUUGUGAAACCGUAUUUUUUUAUGCUAUCAAGCAAUGAUAGGCGUUGGACUAUGUUUGAUGAGGACUUCAAAAGUUCCCAGAGACUUCCAAAGCUCUCUUCUGACAUUAAUUUUUUCAGUGGUGAUAAGGAAACCACUUGUGUGGGUACGCAACUAAUCGUCAUCGGGAAAUAUAAGGAGGGCAUUACGGUGUGGCGUUACGAGCUUGCAAUGCACAAAUGGUUCAAAGGUCCUGAGAUGAUUACACCGAGAAUCAUGUUUGGUUCCGCAAGCCACGGGACAAACGCCUUUUUUGCCGGCGGAUUUAAGAUAAGUAAAAAUGGGGUUGAGGUUGUAAGCAUAGUAGAAAAGUACAAUGCCGAAACAAAAACAUGGGCAUCCAUUCAUCCAAUGCAUAGACGGAGGAAACUAUGUUCGGGAUGCGUCUUGCGUGGUAAGUUUUAUGUUCUCGGCGGUCAGAAUGAAAACAACGAAAACCUAACUUGUGCAGAGCGUUACGAUGAGGAAACAGAUUCUUGGGAGUUGAUACCAAAUAUGCUUGCAGACAUGACUUUAUCCAUUUUCCAAGCGCCUCCACGUAUUGCGGUGGUCAAUGGUAACCUCUACUUGCUAGAGACAUCACUGAAUGAGCUUCGCGUGUAUAAUGUAAACACAAACACUUGGAAGAAGCUUGGAAUUAUACCUGUGAUGGUACAUUUAACCAAAGGUUGGGGUGUCGCAUUUAAGUCAGUUAAAGAUAACCUUAUGGUGAUUGGAGCUUCCUCCAAUCGACCUCACUCUCAGAAAAUGGGGACCUACAAGUGUUAUCCAUCUCCAGACAUGGAAGAGAUUCAUUGGGAGGAGCUUUGUUGUCGUGGUGGUAGUCUUAAACAUUUUAUUCUCAACUGUUGUGUGAUGCUUGCUUAA